Molecule: messenger RNA, 381 nt
Organism: Rhodotorula toruloides NP11
Lineage: Eukaryota; Fungi; Basidiomycota; Microbotryomycetes; Sporidiobolales; Sporidiobolaceae
Product: C2 domain protein
Exons: 2
Coding region: 1-381 (126 amino acids)
Source: RefSeq, a predicted model, not a curated record
AUGAUGACCUGUGAUACCGCCGGAACGGAGUUGUUCGUCCGCGACUACACCAAGACUUCGCUUCGGAUCGUCGUCCGCGAUGCCCGCCUCCGCGAGCACGAUCCGAUUCUCGGCAUCGUCGACUUGCCCCUCCAGAAAACCCUCGCACACUCUUCGCAGGUCACGCGCAUGUACUCGCUCCAGGGAGGCGUCGGAUGGGGCAAGGUCAACAUCUCGAUCCUCUUCAAGGCGCUUGCACAUGCCCGGCUAUCUUCCUGUGUUUCGGUUAGCUUCCUCGCUGGGUCACACGCUCGGCGCUCUUCGGAACCGGGAUCAACUCCCAAGGAUCGCUUCUCUUCCAAAGCUCGCUCGGAGACCUGCACCCUCGCGGUUGCCGGCUGA